AUGUCCAGGGACACGGCGACGUCGACAUCCAAGCGUGGUUUGGAACGCAGCAAUCAUGUCGACGAACCGACUGAAGGCCAGGUCAUUAACACACAACGGAUGCAUGAUGAGCCAUUCACCAUCUGGACUGCCAUGGGUCUUGGGCAUUCUAUAACGAACACAGCUGUCGGAAUGAUAGUUGGGCUUGGCAAUGCCCUACCUUUUGGUGGCCCCCCGGUCUUGUUCUGGGGCUUCCUGGCAAUGGCAUUUUCGGGGCUCUGCAUUGCCGUUAGCCUCGGCGAGCUGGCCUCUGCCUUCCCCCAUUCUGGAGGGCAAUACUACUGGGUCGGAAAACUCGGGCCUCCCUCAUGCCGUCGAUUCUUGUCAUUCAUGAUUGGCAUCGUCAGCUGGGCCAGCGGUCUCUGCGUCACAGCUUCAGUCAACCUCGUUGUGACCCAGAUCAUCCUUUCUAUGAUCUCCAUGACCCAUCCGUCGUUUGAGCCUGAACCCUGGGUGACCUUCGUCGGCUACCAGAUCAUUAACCUGGUGGCAUUUGGAUUCAACUUCUUCGAGCAUAGCCUGCCAUGGGUCAGCCGGUCUCUACUCAUUUUCACGCCCGCCAUGCUGUUCGCUGUCUUUGUCUCCUGCCUGGCGGGAGAUUCACACAAGCAGGGAGCUCAUAUGGUCCUCCUCAACAUUUCCAACAUCUCCGGCUGGCCGAACGGCAUCGCUUUUCUGAUCGGCUUAAACCCGAGCGCAUGGUCAUUUUCCUGCCUUGAUGCCAUCACCCAUCUUGCCGAUGAGAUUCCCCAACCGCGCAAGAAUAUCCCCAAGGCCCUUUUGUGCACUGUGGCAUUGGGCUUCUGUACCGGGUUACCUAUUAUCCUUGCGUUUGCCUUCUCGGUCCAGGACCUCGAUGCCGCCCUUUCAGCAACCGUUCCCUCGCUAGAGAUCUUCCGCCAGAUUUACAACAGCAAGGCAGCUGCUAUCGCCCUGCAGUCGUUCGUUACCGCCUCGGCCUUUGGGGCCGUAAUUGGUUGCCAUACUUGGCAGUCUCGAAUGGCCUGGUCUUUCAGCCGAGACCGCGGGUUUCCCUUUCACAGCUAUAUCAGUCGCAUCGCAAGGGCCCCUUACGACGCACCCAUUUGGGCCCACCUGUGGUCCAAUCUCUGGGUCGUCAUCUUGGGCUGUCUCUACCUGGCCUCGAAACUAGCUUUUAACUCACUCGUGGCGGGUGGUAUCCUAUUCCAGUACAUUUCCUAUUCAGCCAGUAUUCUAUGUCUGCUCUAUUCUGGACGAUCCAAGGUGACACCGGGCCCUUUCUGGUUUCCUGUCCUUGGAUACUUCACCAAUUUCUUCACUCUGGCCUGGUCCUUAGCCGCCCUCGUGUUUUUCUGUUUUCCUUAUUAUAUCCCGGCCGUCGCUGAUGAGAUGAACUAUGUAUCUGCAGUUCUGGGGGUUGUCGGCGUAUAUGCUCUGGUCUUUUGGUUUGCGCACGGAAGAAACGCUUUCAAACUAGCUGAUCCUGAGAUGUACGAUUGA
Fusarium keratoplasticum is the source of this 1521-nucleotide messenger RNA. RefSeq lists its product as uncharacterized. Gene Ontology annotation, biological process: amino acid transport; transmembrane transport. Gene Ontology annotation, molecular function: transmembrane transporter activity. The record is from RefSeq and is a predicted model, not a curated record. The coding region runs from base 1 to 1521 and encodes 506 amino acids. The transcript has a single exon. Lineage: Eukaryota; Fungi; Ascomycota; Sordariomycetes; Hypocreales; Nectriaceae. Gene Ontology annotation, cellular component: membrane.